CCGGGGUCCAACUGUAGCAAGGGUCCGUCUACAUCACGUUCUUGAGCAGCCAGAAGAAACGCCGCCGAAGAGCUGAUCGCAACCGCCAAGCGCAACCAUGAACGGCACAGAGGGACCUUAUUUCUACGUCCCUAUGGUUAACACCACCGGCAUAGUCCGGAGUCCUUAUGAAUACCCUCAGUACUAUCUAGUCAACCCGGCGGCCUACGCCGCCCUGGGCGCCUACAUGUUCCUUCUCAUCCUGCUCGGCUUCCCCAUCAACUUCCUCACGCUCUACGUUACCCUCGAACACAAGAAGCUGCGGACCCCUCUAAACUACAUCCUGUUGAAUCUGGCGGUGGCUAACCUCUUCAUGGUUUUCGGAGGAUUCACCACAACGAUGUACACCUCCAUGCACGGCUACUUUGUCCUGGGACGCCUCGGAUGCAACCUGGAAGGAUUCUUUGCCACCCUCGGAGGUGAAAUUGCCCUCUGGUCCUUGGUGGUUCUGGCUAUCGAGAGGUGGGUGGUCGUGUGCAAGCCCAUCAGUAAUUUCCGUUUUGGUGAGAACCACGCGAUUAUGGGUUUGGCCUUCACCUGGUUGAUGGCCUGCGCUUGCGCCGUGCCGCCCCUUGUCGGCUGGUCCCGCUACAUCCCCGAAGGCAUGCAGUGCUCGUGCGGAGUCGACUACUACACACGCGCCGAGGGUUUCAACAACGAGUCCUUUGUGGUCUACAUGUUCUGCUGCCACUUCCUCACUCCCCUGACCGUCGUUUUCUUCUGCUACGGCCGUCUGCUUUGUGCCGUCAAGGAGGCCGCCGCCGCCCAGCAGGAGUCCGAGACCACCCAGAGAGCCGAGCGGGAAGUCACCCGCAUGGUCGUGAUCAUGGUCAUUGCCUUCCUGGUAUGUUGGUUGCCCUACGCCGGGGUGGCCUGGUGGAUCUUCACACAUCAGGGUUCAGAGUUCGGACCGGUCCUCAUGACCAUUCCGGCUUUCUUUGCCAAGAGCUCCGCCAUCUACAACCCAAUGAUCUACAUCUGCAUGAACAAGCAGUUCCGCCACUGCAUGGUGACCACCAUGUGCUGCGGGAAGAAUCCCUUCGAAGAGGAGGAAGGGGCGUCCACGACCAAAACCGAAGCCUCCUCCGUCUCCUCCAGCUCUGUCUCCCCAGCAUAAAGGCCCGUCCGACGCCAUGCAACACUAUCUGAUCCACUAUCUGAGAAGAAGACUUCUGCUCCCCCCCCCAGGACGCGACUGAAGGCUAACCUCCUUUUUGUAUUUUCACCAACGAGUUGGUUCAACCUAAAGACUGUUGCAGGAAAGUCCGGCCCAUUUCAGAGUUGUUCCUGUAUGUACAGAAUAUCCAACGUAAAUAUUUGUUUCCCUUAGCGGGAGGGACAACUAUCCUAAUCAAUAACAGUUGGAUCCUAAAUCAUACUGGCUUAUUUUUGAAAGUAGAGGCAUGUAAUCAAGGCAACUUAAAAUAAAAGGCACUUUGCAUUUGA
This is a messenger RNA of Doryrhamphus excisus (bluestripe pipefish), 1485 nucleotides long. Its product is annotated as rhodopsin. Gene Ontology annotation, biological process: phototransduction; visual perception; G protein-coupled receptor signaling pathway. The record is from RefSeq and is a predicted model, not a curated record. NCBI's taxonomy places the organism in Eukaryota, Metazoa, Chordata, Actinopteri, Syngnathiformes, Syngnathidae. Gene Ontology annotation, molecular function: G protein-coupled receptor activity. Gene Ontology annotation, cellular component: membrane.